This is a messenger RNA of Argentina anserina (silverweed cinquefoil), 2553 nucleotides long. RefSeq lists its product as uncharacterized. The transcript has a single exon. Lineage: Eukaryota; Viridiplantae; Streptophyta; Magnoliopsida; Rosales; Rosaceae. Bases 1 to 2553 code for a protein of 850 amino acids. The record is from RefSeq and is a predicted model, not a curated record.
AUGGGCACUACCAAUCCUUCCCCCUCUACUCCGGCAGGCGGUCACAUCGAAGACGUCACAGACCUUAGCCUCAACCACCCUCUACCCUCCGCCAACGACCCUUUCAUCCUCACACCUACACCCGGAACAGUCGUCAGUACUAAUGCGACUACAGAUCCGGCACCCGCCGCAAGAAUGGAAAGCAUGGCUCGCGAUCUAGCCGAUUGCCAGCAGCGCGAGGCACUGGAACGCGAGAAAGCAACAGCUCUCCAGAGCGAGCUUGACAGGAUGCGGACACAGCUCGAACGGGCCGAGCGCAGUCAUUUACAUGGGGAGUCAAAUCGCGAAGGCAGCGCGCAAACGAGAGGACGAGAACAAGUUCGCUUAAGCAUCAGCUUGACCCCCUCCGAACUCGCCAAGAAACGGCCACCAUCACCACGGCGUAUCCACAACUGUGAGGAAGGAAGCACAAGCGUCACCUCCCGUUCCAGACCCCCCACAACUGCUCACAACAGCGAGUCUGCCAUGCUAGCCCUGAUCUUGCAGCGCCUAACAGCAAUAGAACAACGGGAUGCCAAUCCACGGUGCCAACCAGUGUUCGCAGCCAGGCCAGGCCCAUUCACUACGAGAAUAAUGAACACCGUGCGUCCUUCUCAAUCCAAGAGCCCAAAAAUCACGCCGUACACAGGUGAAGGCGAUCCAUUCCGGCACAUUGAUAACUUCAAGAAAGUCACUGCCAGUAGAGAAUUCGACGACGCCACCUUGUGCCACCUAUUCAGCGAAACAUUAGAUGGGGAUGCUAUGAAUUGGUUAUUCGAACAACCGGCGAACUCGAUGGAUUCUUUCGCACAGUUAACCACAGCAUUUCUUAAUCGGUUUAUCCUCAUGGCCGGAGCUGCCCACACAACUGAUGGCCUAUUUCAAGUAAAACAAGAGAACAGUGAAACAUUGGGCACCUUCGUCAUGCGAUGGCAGACCGCAGCAUCCAGAUGUCGGAACCUGAACAAAACGCUCACCUUGGCUGCUUUUAAGGAAGGACUACGGUCAGAGAACUUCUUGUUCCACAUCAAUGUGGACCCUCGAAUGCGCGGCGCCACAUAUGAUGACAUCAUGACUGAAGCAGUACGAUACGCUCAGACAGAAUACGUCACAUACGGAGAGAAGCGGACCCCAGUACCAUCCGACAAAACCACUGCGCCGCAGACAUAUGUACACACAAUCCCCCUCCAACGUGAGCUCUUCCCUAACAUAGAAGACCAUGGCAAAGGCCGGAAAAGAGAGUGGCAUCAAGCAAAUCACCGUGAUGCGCGCAACAACGAUCGGCACAGAGGCCGGGACAAGAACAUGAGACUUGGCCAUGAACGUCGUGACAACAGAGACCCUCGCCAAGUUAACGCGAUGGGACGCCGUAGUGACCACACACCGCCUAGGGAAGAGACCCUGGAAGACUUUUUCCAUGCACAUCAGGGCACGCUGAGGAAACCUGCAAGACCACUACGCCCCCAAACCGAAGCAGAAACUGGUAAGUGGUGUAGAUUUCACGAAAAUGGAAGCCAUAACACGAAUGAUUGCCGCACCCUCUGCAUACUAAGAGCCAAUGGCGACACGGGGGUUCGCCCGGCGCAGCAAAGGGUACAGCAGCAUGUGGUCGCCGCAGUCGAGAACCUGCGCCGCAUUAACGUCAUAGAGGGAGGAGCCCCGAAGACAAACAUGUCCAACCGAGCAAAAAAGCGCUUUGACCACAGCACUCACCCAAGGCAGGUGUACGCCAUCACAGGAGGAAACGCUAAGCGACAGAAGGAAGGAUGGAAGCCGAUCACCUUCACUGAGGAUGAGGAAAUUGGCAUCUCCUUACCCAAUGACGACGCUUUCCUCAUAGACGCAGUCUUGGGCGGACAAUGGGAUGUAGGGAAAAUGAUGAUCGACACGGGAUCCACAGUCAACGUUUUAUUCAAGGGGUGCUACGAAAAAAUGGAGCGUAGUGGCAAGAAGUUGGUACAAGACCACGAACCACUAAUCAGCUUCUCUGGCGACAUAACCCAACCUCUAGGCUCAGAUUAUAUGACAGUACGCAUUGGGACCACACCAUGCACAGUUUGCGUUGAAGCCGAGUUCAUCAUAGUCGAUGCCUACAGCUCAUACAACGGGAUCAUCGGCCGACCUACACUUAACCGGAUACGAACUUUUAUCGCCGGACACAUGAUGCACAUAAAAUUCCCAACUCCGCACGGAACAGGACAAGUCCGGGGUUCACAAUCCAUAGCAAAAGAUUGUCAAGCACGCGCGAUUCGACAGACGCGCAACCGACACGAAAUCCUGGCAGUACAUGCCACAGUAAACUUGACCGACAAGGUCGUCGACGCACGAGAUGGCGAAACGUCGAAGGGAAAAAGCAAGCAUAAGGCUACAUCAUACGAGGCCAAAACUCCGGCAAACCCUGAAUCCUCAUUAAAAAGCAUUACGCCAUUCCCAAACCAUCCGGAGCGCAAGAUCAAAGUCGGCGUAACUCUCAGUCCCACUGUUGAGAGGGAUUUAACAAGUUUCUUGGGCGACAACAUGGAAGUCUUUGCAUAG